This is a messenger RNA of Phyllostomus hastatus (greater spear-nosed bat), 6791 nucleotides long. RefSeq names its product deleted in malignant brain tumors 1 (gene DMBT1). NCBI's taxonomy places the organism in Eukaryota, Metazoa, Chordata, Mammalia, Chiroptera, Phyllostomidae. Gene Ontology annotation, cellular component: membrane. The record is from RefSeq and is a predicted model, not a curated record.
CAGCAAAAUGGGGAUCUCCAGAGUCAUCCUUCAAAUGUGCCUAUUUGGUCAAGUUCUAUCUUCAGUUUUUGUAACACCGACAAGAGAAGACAGCUCGGAAACCACUUUUGGAAAGACACACGUGUCAACUGUUUUCUUUACACGUCUUUGGGAAGCGUCGAAUGCCUCUGCUUCAGCCGAUGCGUCAAGUGGUCAGUGGACCGCCCGGACUACAGACUAUGGUUUGCCUGUGCGACUGGUGAAUGGAAGUGACCGGUGUCAGGGCCGGGUGGAGCUCCUGUACCAAGGCUCCUGGGGGACCGUGUGUGACGACAACUGGGACAUCCAGGACGCGGAGGUCGUCUGUCGGCAGCUUGGCUGUGGCCAAGCGGUGUCGGCCCCAGGGGAGGCCUUCUUUGGCCAGGGCUCCGGGAACAUCCUCUUGGGCACGGUGGACUGCUCAGGACGGGAGUCCUCCCUGUCCAGCUGCCCCAACGGUGGCUGGAACCGCCACGAAUGUAGACACAGGGAAGACGCGGGAGUCGUGUGCUCAGCUUCUGUGCUUUCCACUGAGGGACCCCAGACGACGACUGUAGAAGACACAUGGUCAACCACUUCCACACCCUGGGCACCAGGAAGCACAGACUCAGGGUUCCGGACAGAAGGCGGUUUGGACGUGAGGCUGGUGAACGGCGGUGAACGGUGUCAGGGCCGGGUGGAGGUUCUCUACCGAGGCUCCUGGGGGACCGUGUGUGAUGACGACUGGGACAUCAAUGACGCCAACGUCGUGUGCAGGCAGCUGGGCUGUGGCUGGGCUAUGUCUGCUCCGGGAAGUGCCCGGUUCGGUCAGGGCUCGGGGCCCAUUGUCCUGGACAAUGUGCGCUGCUCAGGGCACGAGUCCUACCUGUGGAGCUGCCCGCACCAAGGCUGGAACUCCCACAACUGCAACCAUGGGGAGGACGCUGGUGUCAUCUGCUCAGCCACUCAGUCCCAUUCGACGGCAUGGCCUGACACAUGGCCAAGCACUGCCACACCCUGGGCACCAGGAAGCACAGACUCAGGGUUGGGAACAGAAGGUGGUUUGGACCUGAGGCUGGUGAACGGCGGUGACCGGUGUCAAGGCCGGGUGGAGGUUCUCUACCGAGGCUCCUGGGGGACCGUGUGUGACGACGACUGGGACCUCAAUGAUGCCAACGUGGUGUGCAGGCAGCUGGGCUGUGGCUGGGCCAGGUCAGCUCCGGGAAGUGCCCGGUUUGGUCAGGGCUCGGGACCCAUUGUCCUGGACGAUGUGCGCUGCUCAGGCCACGAGUCCUACCUGUGGAGCUGCCCGCACCGAGGCUGGAACUCGCACAACUGCAACCACGGGGAGGACGCUGGUGUGAUCUGCUCAGCCGCUCAGUCCCAUUCGACGGCAUGGCCUGACACAUGGCCAAGCACUGCCACACCCUGGGCACCAGGAAGCACAGACUCAGGGUUCGGGACAGAAGGCGCUUUGGACCUGAGGCUGGUGAACGGCGGUGAACGGUGUCAAGGCCGGGUGGAGGUUCUCUACCGAGGCUCCUGGGGGACCGUGUGUGACGACGACUGGGACCUCAAUGAUGCCAACGUGGUGUGCAGGCAGCUGGGCUGUGGCUGGGCCACGUCAGCUCCGGGAAGUGCCCGGUUCGGUCAGGGCUCGGGGCCCAUUGUCCUGGACGACGUGCGCUGCUCAGGGUAUGAGUCCUACCUGUGGAGUUGCCCUCACCGAGGCUGGAACUCGCACAACUGCAACCACGGGGAGGACGCUGGUGUGAUCUGCUCAGCCGCUCAGUCCCAUUCGACGGCAUGGCCUGACACAUGGCCAAGAACUUCCAUGCCCUGGACACCAGGAAGCACAGACUCAGGGUUUGGGACAGAAGGUGGUUUGGACCUGAGGCUGGUGAACGGCGGUGAACGGUGUCAGGGCCGGGUGGAGGUUCUCUACCGAGGCUCCUGGGGGACCGUGUGUGAUGACGACUGGGACCUCAAUGACGCCAACGUGGUGUGCAGGCAGCUGGGCUGUGGCUCGGCCACGUCAGCUCCAGGAAGUGCCCGGUUCGGUCAGGGCUCGGGUCCCAUUGUCCUGGACGACGUGCGAUGCUCAGGGUAUGAGUCCUACCUGUGGAGCUGCCCGCACCGAGGCUGGAACUCGCACAAUUGCAACCACGGGGAGGACGCUGGCGUCAUCUGCUCAGCCGCUCAGUCCCAUUCGACGGCAUGGCCUGACACAUGGCCAAGAACUUCCAUGCCCUGGACACCAGGAAGCACAGACUCAGGGUUGGGAACAGAAGGUGGUUUGGACCUGAGGCUGGUGAACGGCGGUGACCGGUGUCAAGGCCGGGUGGAGGUUCUCUACCGAGGCUCCUGGGGGACCGUGUGUGACGACGACUGGGACCUCCAUGACGCCAACGUGGUGUGCAGGCAGCUGGGCUGUGGCUGGGCCACGUCAGCUCCGGGAAUUGCCCGGUUUGGUCAGGGCUCGGGACCCAUUGUCCUGGACGAUGUGCGCUGCUCAGGCCACGAGUCCUACCUGUGGAGCUGCCCGCACCGAGGCUGGAACUCGCACAACUGCAACCACGGGGAGGACGCUGGUGUGAUCUGCUCAGCCGCUCAGUCCCAUUCGACGGCAUGGCCUGACACAUGGCCAAGCACUGCCACACCCUGGGCACCAGGAAGCACAGACUCAGGGUUCGGGACAGAAGGCGCUUUGGACCUGAGGCUGGUGAACGGCGGUGAACGGUGUCAAGGCCGGGUGGAGGUUCUCUACCGAGGCUCCUGGGGGACCGUGUGUGACGACGACUGGGACCUCAAUGAUGCCAACGUGGUGUGCAGGCAGCUGGGCUGUGGCUGGGCCACGUCAGCUCCGGGAAGUGCCCGGUUCGGUCAGGGCUCGGGGCCCAUUGUCCUGGACGACGUGCGCUGCUCAGGGUACGAGUCCUACCUGUGGAGUUGCCCUCACCGAGGCUGGAACUCGCACAACUGCAACCACGGGGAGGACGCUGGUGUGAUCUGCUCAGCCGCUCAGUCCCAUUCGACGGCAUGGCCUGACACAUGGCCAAGAACUUCCAUGCCCUGGACACCAGGAAGCACAGACUCAGGGUUUGGGACAGAAGGCGCUUUGGACCUGAGGCUGGUGAACGGCGGUGACCGGUGUCAGGGCCGGGUGGAGGUUCUCUACCGAGGCUCCUGGGGGACCGUGUGUGACGACGACUGGGACCUCAAUGAUGCCAACGUGGUGUGCAGGCAGCUGGGCUGUGGCUGGGCCACGUCAGCUCCGGGAAGUGCCCGGUUCGGUCAGGGCUCGGGUCCCAUUGUCCUGGAUGAUGUGCGCUGCUCAGGGUACGAGUCCUACCUGUGGAGCUGCCCGCACCGAGGCUGGAACUCGCACAACUGCAACCACGGGGAGGACGCUGGUGUGAUCUGCUCAGCCGCUCAGUCCCAUUCGACGGCAUGGCCUGACACAUGGCCAAGCACUGCCACACCCUGGGCACCAGGAAGCACAGACUCAGGGUUCGGGACAGAAGGCGCUUUGGACCUGAGGCUGGUGAACGGCGGUGAACGGUGUCAAGGCCGGGUGGAGGUUCUCUACCGAGGCUCCUGGGGGACCGUGUGUGACGACGACUGGGACCUCAAUGAUGCCAACGUGGUGUGCAGGCAGCUGGGCUGUGGCUGGGCCACGUCAGCUCCGGGAAGUGCCCGGUUCGGUCAGGGCUCGGGGCCCAUUGUCCUGGACGACGUGCGCUGCUCAGGGUACGAGUCCUACCUGUGGAGUUGCCCUCACCGAGGCUGGAACUCGCACAACUGCAACCACGGGGAGGACGCUGGUGUGAUCUGCUCAGCCGCUCAGUCCCAUUCGACGGCAUGGCCUGACACAUGGCCAAGAACUUCCAUGCCCUGGACACCAGGAAGCACAGACUCAGGGUUUGGGACAGAAGGCGCUUUGGACCUGAGGCUGGUGAACGGCGGUGACCGGUGUCAGGGCCGGGUGGAGGUUCUCUACCGAGGCUCCUGGGGGACCGUGUGUGACGACGACUGGGACCUCAAUGAUGCCAACGUGGUGUGCAGGCAGCUGGGCUGUGGCUGGGCCACGUCAGCUCCGGGAAGUGCCCGGUUCGGUCAGGGCUCGGGUCCCAUUGUCCUGGAUGAUGUGCGCUGCUCAGGGUACGAGUCCUACCUGUGGAGCUGCCCGCACCGAGGCUGGAACUCGCACAACUGCAACCACGGGGAGGACGCUGGUGUGAUCUGCUCAGCCGCUGAGUCCCUUUCAACACCGUGGCCAGGCACAUGGCCAAACACUGCCCCGGCCUCAGCUCCAGGAGGCACAGACUCAGGGAAUGGGACAGAAGGCGGUUUGGACCUGAGGCUGGUGAACGGCGGUGACCGGUGUCAGGGCCGGGUGGAGGUUCUCUACCGAGGCUCCUGGGGGACCGUGUGUGACGACGACUGGGACCUCAAUGAUGCCAACGUGGUGUGCAGGCAGCUGGGCUGUGGCUGGGCCACAUCUGCUCCAGGAAGUGCCCGGUUCGGUCAGGGCUCGGGGCCCAUUCUCCUGGACGACGUGCGCUGCUCAGGGUACGAGUCCUACCUGUGGAGCUGCCCGCACCGAGGCUGGAACUCGCACAACUGCAACCAUGGGGAGGACGCUGGCGUCAUCUGCUCAGCUGCCGGGUACCAGUCCACAGUCACACCAGAUUGGUGGUACACGAGUCCUUCCUACGGACCCAGUUCCAGUUUGGCCCUGAGGCUGGUGAAUGGAAGUGAUCAGUGUCAAGGUCGGGUGGAGGUUCUCUACCAAGGCUCCUGGGGGACCGUGUGUGACGACGACUGGGACCUCAACGAUGCCAACGUGGUGUGCAGGCAGCUGGGCUGUGGCUGGGCCACAUGGGCCCCUGGAAAUGCCCAGUUCGGUCAGGGCUCGGGGCCUAUUGUCCUUGACAAUGUGCGCUGCUCAGGGCACGAGUCCUACCUGUGGAAUUGUCCCCACAAUGGCUGGAACGUACACAACUGUGGACAUUACGAGGAUGCAGGUGUCAUCUGCUCAGCUUCACAAAGCAAUCAGACUACCCCAGGUUGGUGGCAGCCAACCUCGGCAACCACUGAGGCUCCUUCCCACAUUGUCACCAGUCCAACCUCAGCAAAUUAUUCCUGUGGAGGCUUCCUGUCCCAGCCAUCAGGACGCUUCUCCAGCCCUUUCUAUCCCGGGAACUACCCGAACAACGCCCGGUGUGUGUGGGAUAUCGAGGUCCAGAAUAAUGACUACGUGACCGUUGUCUUCAGAGACGUGCAGCUCGAGGGGAACUGUAACUACGAUUACAUCGAAGUGUUCGAUGGCCCCUACCACAGCUCCCCUGUCAUGGCCCGGCUUUGUCACGGGGCAAGGGACGCCUUCACUUCAUCAUCCAACUUCAUGUCCAUCCGCUUUGUCAGCGAUGGCAGCGUCACCAGGAGGGGGUUCCAGGCUGACUACUACUCUAGUCCCUCCAACCACAGCACCAAGCUGCUUUGUCUGUCGAAUGAAAUGCAAGUCAAUGUGAGCAGGCGCUACCUGGAAUCCCUGGGCUAUUCUGCCAGUGACCUUGUCAUUCCCAGCUGGAACGGAGUCUACCAGUGUAGGCCCCAUAUAACAUCAAGCCAGGUGACCUUCACAAUUCCCCACUCAGGCUGUGGCACCACCCAGCAGGUUGACAGUGACACCAUCACCUAUUCCAACGUCAUCAGGGCAGCUGCUUCAAGAGGCAUCAUCAAGAGGACCAAGGACAUCCACAUUCACGUCAGCUGCAAAAUGCUCCAGAGUACUUGGGUGGACACAAUGUACAUCAUUAACAACAGCAUUGACAUCCAGGAAGUGCAGUAUGGCAAUUAUGACGUGAACAUUUCCUUUUAUACAUCCCCUUCAUUCUUACAUCCUGUCACCAGCGGCCAGUACUAUGUGGACUUGAACCAGAGUUUGUACCUUCAGGCUGAAAUCCUUCAUGCCAACACCUCUUUGGCUUUGUUCGUGGAUACCUGUGUGGCAUCUCCAAAUCCCAAUGACUUUACAUCUUUGACUUACUAUCUAAUCCGGAGUGGGUGUGUGAAGGACGAGACCUACCAAUCCUACACUCAGCCAUCGCCGCACAUCGUCCGCUUCAAAUUCAGCUCCUUCCACAUCCUGGACCGCUUCCCCUCUGUGUACCUGCGGUGUAAGAUGGUGGUGUGCAGGGCCUACGACUACUCCUCCCGCUGCCACAGAGGCUGCGUGAUGAGGUCAAAGAGGGACGUGGGCUCCUACCAGGAGAAGGUGGAUGUCACCCUGGGACCCAUCCAGCUGCGGCCCCUGCACACUGAGGAGAGGACCCUGGGGGCACCACAAUAGGGGGGGUCUGGAUACUGCUUGCCCCUACAAAUGGUGGCUCUGCGACGUGAUAUCAGAGGAAUGAAGGCUCAGGACAAUACUCAGACCUGGGCCCCAAGAGCACAGACAAACAAGCCAGAAACAUGUGCCUUGAGCAUGGCACCCAACAGCACCCCAACUCUGUUUACUAUGGCCCAGGCUUAUGGUGGAUGGGGGUGGGAAAAGUCAGGGGCAGCUUUUCCUAAAACCGGUCUCAGUGCUGGGUCUGAAUGUCGGGCCAGCAGCUGCUGCAUCUAAAACCCUGCGUGUGACUGUGUGCCAAACGCUCACAGGUGCAGAGCUCCCUCUAGAGAAUUACUGUUCUGACCUUUUAGAAACUCACUUCUUAGCCCUGUAGUGUGUGUACAUCUUAACCUCUCAAUUUAUAGGAGAAGCCGAAUAAAGAAUUGAUUUCAAGCAA